AUGCGAGAGUGGAUUGGUGGAGAGCCCCGCCAACAGACGGCCCAGAAGUUUGUUCCUGCGUCGCAUCCCCAUCAGGCAUCGCACCACCACUUCCAUGCAUCUUCUCAGGAACAGGCUACAGCAUCACAGGACCAUGAUCUCGACAUGGUAGCGGAUCCAUCGUUCGGCGCAUGGGGCGCGCUGCGCUAG
Messenger RNA from Alternaria arborescens, 189 nucleotides. RefSeq lists its product as hypothetical. The record is from RefSeq and is a predicted model, not a curated record. The coding region runs from base 1 to 189 and encodes 62 amino acids. The transcript has a single exon. NCBI's taxonomy places the organism in Eukaryota, Fungi, Ascomycota, Dothideomycetes, Pleosporales, Pleosporaceae.